Lycium barbarum (goji berry) is the source of this 3423-nucleotide messenger RNA. RefSeq names its product putative disease resistance protein RGA3. Bases 169 to 2349 code for a protein of 726 amino acids. The record is from RefSeq and is a predicted model, not a curated record. Gene Ontology annotation, biological process: defense response to other organism. Lineage: Eukaryota; Viridiplantae; Streptophyta; Magnoliopsida; Solanales; Solanaceae. Gene Ontology annotation, molecular function: ADP binding. The transcript has 2 exons.
UCCAUUUUUAGUUAACAGUGAUACACCCUACUUCUGAGGAAGAGACUUCCAAGUCAAAAGUCUUCGUCAACCCUUCAUAAUUGUGUUAAGUAAAGGCAAUUUCUACAUUUUACAACACCAAAAAAUUGUUCAUCUUCAAAUCAUAUACUCCGUACUUACCUUUUGAUCAUGGCUGAAAUUCUAUACGAGCCUGCUGCUGAAAUCUUGAAAAACUUGGGUUCCCUUGUAGCUCAACAAGUAGGAUCAUCCUUUGGGGGACUGAAUAAUGAGCUUCGCAAGCUUUCUACUACAGUUUCUUCAAUCCAAGCCGUACUCACUGAUGCAGAGGAGCACCAGGGGAGUAACCACCAGGACUGGAUAAGGAGGCUUAAAAAAGUUUUCUAUGAGGCUGAUGAUCUCUUGGAUGACUUCGCCACUGAAGUUACGCAUCGAAAACUGGUGAAUAAGGUGAAGAUCUUCUUCUCAAAAUCAAAUCCUCUGCUUUAUAAUCUUAAGAUAAGUUAUCGUUUCAAGGAAAUUCGAGAAACUCUAGAUCUAAUUGCAAAAGAUAAGGCCUCCUUAAACCUAGUUGAAAGGAGGCAACCUUUGCUUCCAAGGCCUAAUUCAGUCCAAUUGAAUUUGGAUAGAGAGACUUAUUCAUUUGUGCCUGAUGGAGAAGUGAUUGGAAGGAAUGAUGAUAAAAAGGAAAUUGUGGAUUUUCUUUUGGAUUCUGAGGUUGAAGAGAAUGUAGUUGUUAUAUCAAUAGUUGGACUUGGAGGAUUAGGAAAGACCACUCUUGCACAAUGGGUGUAUAAUGAUGAAAUGGUUGAGAAAAAUUUCGAUAAAAGAUUGUGGGUUUGUGUUUCAGAUGUUUUUGAAGUGAAAAUGAUUGCAGAAAAAAUCGGCGAAUCUGCAGGAGGGAAGAAGGGUAAUUACCUUCAACUAGAUGCAGUACAAAACGAGCUUCGAGAAAUGCUUGAUGGGAAGAAGUAUCUGCUAGUGCUCGAUGAUGUGUGGAAUGAAGAUGCCUUAAAAUGGUCGAGAUUGAAGAAUAUGUUGAUCGGUGGAGCCCGCGGAAGUAAGAUUUUAGUGACUACCCGUUCAGACGUGGUGGCGGAAGUUUCAGGAAGUAUUCGCCAACAUAAAUUAGGGGACCUCUCAAAGGAAGAGGCAUGGACAUUGUUUGAAAAAAUGGCAUUUGAAUGUAACAAAGAGAGCGAAAAUUCGAAUUUGGUGGAAAUAGGAAAGGAAAUUGUGAGGAAGUGUGGAGGAGUUCCUCUUGCAAUAAGGUCAGUAGGAAGCCUACUACGUCUCAAAAGAACAGAGGGCGAGUGGAUAUAUUUCAAGAAUCAAGAUUUGUCAAGAAUCACUCGAGAAGGCAACGAUGUAAUGGCCAUUUUGAGAUUGAGCUAUAGUUACCUUCCUCAGCAUUUAAAGAUAUGCUUUGCAUAUUGCUCCCUCUUUCCAAAUGAUUUCGAAAUUCAUAGAUUUGACUUGAUUGAUAUGUGGAUUGCUCAAGGCUUUAUUCAAUCAACUACUAACAACAGAGAUAAUGUGGAAGAUGUUGCAAAUUCAUAUUUCAUGGAUUUGUUAAGAAGGUCAUUCUUUCAAGAAAGUGAAGAACAUGAAUCGUUUUCACACUUUUACAAAAUGCACGAUCUUAUUCAUGAACUCGCGAAAGAAGUUGCAGAUAGGGAGUUCUUCAGUAUAAAAAAAAACGAAGAUACAGAAGUUGUACCAGAACAAACUCUCCACGUUUCUUGUUUAUUCGAGAUUGAUGAUUCAUCGGUAUUUCCCAGUCCCUUCUACAGGAAGCAUAUGAAGUUGCGGACAUUUAUUUACCUAAAUGACUCUAUAUAUGGUGUCAUGUGCAAUUCAACUUUGGGGAGAAUGAUUUCAAGUUUUGAACGGUUGCGUGUUCUACAUCUAUGUGACCUGCAGAUAAAACUUCUGCCUCAAUCAUUAGGUGGACUGAAGCAUCUAAGAUAUCUUGCUAUUUCUUCUGUAAGCGAUGUUACUUUACCAAAUUCCAUCACAAAAUUGCAUAAUCUACAAGUUCUAAAAUUGGUUAAUUGCAGUAACCUCAAAAAGUUGCCAAGAGAUAUUUGGAGAUUGGUGAGCCUUCGACAUUUAGUAUGUCGAUGGUGUCGCUCAUUAACCCAUAUUCCACCAGGACUUUGGCAUUUGGCAAGUCUCAUGCAUUUGGAUUUUGAUGAUUGCUUCUCCCUGGAAGAUAUGCCACCUGGAAUUGGCCAAUUGACGUCUCUACGGACGAGCAUCUGCAAUUGGAGAAAGAAUGCCUACCGAUGUAGUGAAAAGGAUGGAACAUCUUCGACAGCUGUGUGUAGAGUUCCAAUAUGGAAAUCAUGAGGACGAUACUGGAGCUGAUCUGAUAAUGUUGGCGGCCCUGCAGCCGCACCAAAACAUUGAAAGCUUGCGAAUAGAAAAUUACAGUGGGUCAAGGUUUCCAAGUUGGUUGAUGGUUGAGACUUGAGAAUCUUGGUUUUUUGCUACCUAAGCUGGUUAACCUAUAUAUAAGUGGGUGUCAUAAAUGCAAAAAACUUCCACCACUAUGGCAACUGCCUUCUCUCCAAAGUCUUAAACUAUGGAAUCUUGAACUUGUGGAGAACAUAGAUGGACUUGAAGGUGAUGAUGAUAAACUCAUGCUACCAUCAAAUACUCCUACAUAUGAACUCUACUUCCCUUCCCUAAAACAACUUGAUUUGUGGACAAUAAGUGAGAAGAUAUUGAAGCAAAUUCUUUGCCCACCUCAUCAUCAUUCUCCUCUUCACGAUUUAAAUAAUUUGACUCUAGGUGAUAUUGAGGGCCUAGCAACUAUGCCAGAGGAUGUGUUCAAGAGUCUCGCGUCACUCCAAUCCUUGUCUAUUGAAAACUGCAGAAAUCUCGUCUCUCUAUCCACAUGUCUAACUCAUCUCACUUCCCUUGAGUUUCUAUGUAUAGAGAAUUGCCCUCUACUUGACUUGUCCAUCGAAGAAGCAAUGCGAUUUGAAGUCCCGGGUAAUUUAUCAACUUUCACAGUUUUCGGGCUUGACAAGCUAACAUCGCUUCCACUUUGGCUCCAACAUUUCUCGGGUACUUUGAAAUCAAUAGACAUUUGGGGAUGUCCUAACUUCACGACAAUUCCAGAAUGGAUAGGCGACCUCAUUGCCCUUAAUCGGUUGAAAAUUUACGAUUCCCCUAUGUUGACAUCCUUUCCAGAAGGCAUGCGAUCUCUCGCAGCAUUGCAAAUGCUAAUUGUUAAAAGAUGUUCAUCAGGCCUGAAGCAAAGAUGCCAGAAGGAAGUAGGAGAGGACUGGCCUAAGAUUGCUCACAUCCCAAGAGUUUGCAUAUAAGUAAUAAAGAUUGAUAACCUGGUGCAAGUUGAGGUAAUUAUCCUUCAACCGCCUGUUUGGAUUGUUGUUUCAUAAUGCAUUGUUUUAUACC